CCUCGCUUCGGCCUAGCUCCCGACGCUUUAGUCCUCCUUUUCUCGAGAGCAGCUCGUACUUCUUUUUUUUCCUCCUCGUAAGCUGUGAGGGAGAGGCUUCCACAUCCUUCAGCUCUCCCUUUGGCCGUAGGAACCCCAUCAUUUGGAUUUUUUUCUUUUCCCCGAACUCUCUGAGUGCAACCCAGCCCCCCUCCCCCUCCCCUCGGUCUCCAUUGGCCUGGUUCUGCCUUCUCCUAGGGCGCAUGUGGCUGGCCCUCAGUAAAUGUUAGUCCUUCUUUUUUGCCUUGCGGCCAGAGGAGGCAUAGUCCAAAUUUAUCUGCUACGGGAACAUUUGUGCGCCCACUUUUAUUUCAGUCUCUUGGGGUGGAGGUGAAGCCGAUAUGCAUUCCAGUGGUAAUUGGCGUGUGUUCUGCUUGUAGAAGGCAAUUUUCUUUGCCUCCCUUAGCACUUCAGCAACUUUUAUCAGCUAUUCUCACUGCUUUUCUAAAUCUUAGGGGUGGAGCUUGGCAGAAGCUGGCGAGUAGCGCUGGUGCCCAGAAGUUCGAAGCCAUCAAUGGUAGUAGGGUGUUUACGGAGGGAUUGUUAAUUGGAUUGAAGGAGAAGCCUCAGUAUGGUAGAGCCUGGCGGGCGAGAGCCAACGAAGCUUCUGGUGGCAGCAUAACAGAUGGACUCUGGAGCCAGCUUUCGUGGGUUCAAAUUUUGGUUCUGUUAGCUUUUUAUUUUAGGUCAAGGGGCUUCCCUUCUAGGUGCCUCGGUUUCCUUAUCUGCAAAAUAGCGAAUAGUAUCCUGACUUUGUAAAUUGGAGAAGCCAGUGACACUGCCAGUGUUCUUUUCAGGUAGUGUCUUUGGGAUCCGGUGCAAGUCGAAUCAUUGUUUAAAUAAGGUGUAAUUGAAAAGUGACCCUCUCUUCAGAGAUGUCAAAAACAAACAAAUCCAAGUCUGGAUCUCGCUCUUCUCGCUCAAGAUCUGCAUCAAGAUCUCGUUCUCGUUCAUUUUCGAAGUCUCGGUCCAGAAGUCGAUCUGUUUCUCGUUCAAGGAAGCGCAGGCUGAGUUCUAGGUCUCGUUCCAGAUCAUAUUCUCCAGCUCAUAACAGAGAGAGAAAUCACCCAAGAGUAUAUCAGAACCGGGAUUUCCGAGGUCACAACAGAGGCUAUAGAAGGCCCUAUUAUUUCCGUGGGCGCAACAGAGGCUUUUAUCCGUGGGGCCAGUAUAACCGAGGAGGCUAUGGAAACUACCGCUCGAAUUGGCAGAAUUACCGGCAAGCAUACAGUCCUCGUCGGGGCCGUUCCCGAUCCCGGUCCCCAAAGAGAAGGUCCCCUUCACCGAGGUCCAGGAGCCAUUCUAGAAACUCCGAUAAGUCUUCCUCUGACAGGUCGAGGCGCUCCUCAUCGUCUCGCUCUUCCUCCAACCACAGCCGAGUUGAAUCUUCUAAGCGCAAGUCUGCAAAGGAGAAAAAGUCCUCUUCCAAGGAUAGCCGGCCGUCUCAGGCUGCUGGGGAUAACCAAGGAGAUGAGGCCAAGGAGCAGACGUUCUCUGGAGGCACCUCUCAAGACACAAAAGCAUCUGACAGCUCGAAACCGUGGCCAGAUGCCACCACAUACACUGCUGGUUCUGCGUCACGGGCCUCUGCAGUUUCUGAGUUGAGUCCCCGGGAGCGAAGCCCUGCUCUCAAAAGCCCGCUCCAGUCUGUGGUGGUGAGGCGGCGCUCACCCCGUCCUAGCCCUGUGCCAAAACCUAGCCCUCCACUUUCCAGCACGUCCCAGAUGGGCUCAACUCUGCAGAGUGGUGCUGGGUACCAGGCCGGGACACACCAAGGUCCAUUCGAUCAUGGCUCUGGGUCCUUGAGUCCAUCCAAAAAGAGCCCCGUGGGUAAGAGUCCACCGGCCACUGGCUCCACGUAUGGCUCGUCUCAAAAGGAGGAGGCUGCUGCUCCAGGAGGAGCAGCCUAUACAAAGAGGUACCUAGAAGAGCAGAAGACAGAGAACGGAAAAGAUAAGGAACAGAAACAAACAAACACUGAUAAAGAGAAAAUGAAAGAAAAAGGGAGCUUCUCUGACACGGGCUUGGGUGAUGCGAAAAUGAAAUCUGAUCCAUUUGCUCCCAAAACUGAUGCUGAAAAGUCUUUCCGGGGUAGCCAGUCUCCCAAAAGGUAUAAGCUUCGAGAUGACUUUGAGAAGAAGAUGGCUGACUUCCAUAAGGAGGACAUGGAUGGUCAAGAUAAAGACAAAGCGAAGGGAAGGAAGGAAUCAGAGUUUGAUGAUGAACCCAAAUUUAUGUCGAAAGUUAUAGCAGGUGCAAACAAAAACCAGGAGGAGGAGAAGUCCGGCAAAUGGGAGGGCCUGGUGUAUGCGCCUCCAGGAAAGGAAAAGCAGAGGAAAACCGAGGAGCUGGAGGAGGAAUCUUUCUCAGAGAGAUCCAAAAAGGAGGAUCGGGGAGGGCCCAAGAGAACCGAAAGUGGGCACCGGGGGUUUGUGCCUGAAAAGAAUUUCCGAGUGACCGCUUACAAAGCAGUCCAGGAGAAAAGCUCUUCACCUCCCCCGAGAAAGACCUCUGAGAGCCGAGAGAAGCUAGGAGCCAAAGGAGACUUUUCCUCAGGGAAGUCUUCCUUUUCUAUUACUCGAGAGGCCCAGGUCAAUGUCCGGAUGGACUCUUUUGAUGAGGACCUUGCCAGACCCAGUGGCUUAUUGGCUCAGGAACGCAAGCUCUGUCGGGAUCUAGUCCAUAGCAACAAAAAGGAACAGGAAUUUCGUUCCAUUUUCCAGCACAUACAGUCAGCUCAGUCUCAGCGGAGCCCCUCUGAACUGUUUGCCCAGCAUAUAGUGACCAUUGUUCACCAUGUUAAAGAGCAUCACUUUGGGUCCUCAGGAAUGACAUUGCAUGAGCGCUUUACUAAAUACCUAAAGAGAGGAACUGAGCAGGAGGCGGCUAAAAACAAGAAAAGCCCAGAGAUACACAGGAGGAUAGACAUUUCUCCCAGUACAUUCAGAAAACAUGGUUUGGCUCAUGACGAAAUGAAAAGCCCACGGGAACCUGGCUACAAGACUGAGGGAAAAUACAAAGAUGAUCCUGUUGAUCUCCGCCUUGAUAUUGAACGUCGUAAAAAACAUAAGGAGAGAGAUCUUAAACGAGGUAAAUCAAGAGAAUCAGUGGAUUCCCGAGACUCAAGCCACUCGAGGGAAAGAUCAGCUGAGAAAACAGAGAAAACUCAUAAAGGAUCAAAGAAGCAGAAGAAGCACCGGAGAGCGCGAGACCGGUCCAGGUCAUCUUCCUCUUCCUCCCAGUCAUCCCACUCCUACAAAGCGGAAGAAUACACUGAAGAGACGGAGGAGAGGGAAGAGAGCACCACAGGCUUUGACAAGUCCAGACUGGGGACCAAAGACUUCGUGGGUCCAAGCGAAAGAGGAGGCAGAGCUCGAGGGACCUUUCAAUUUCGAGCCAGAGGGAGAGGCUGGGGCAGAGGCAACUACUCUGGUAACAACAACAAUAACAGCAACAACGAUUUUCAAAAGAGAACCCGGGAGGAGGAGUGGGACCCCGAGUACACACCCAAAAGCAAGAAGUAUUACUUGCAUGAUGACCGUGAAGGCGAAGGCAGUGACAAGUGGGUGAGCCGGGGUCGGGGCCGAGGAGCCUUCCCCCGGGGCCGAGGCCGGUUCAUGUUCCGGAAAUCCAGCACCAGCCCCAAAUGGGCCCAUGACAAGUUCAGUGGGGAGGAAGGGGAGAUUGAAGACGACGAGAGUGGGACAGAGAACCGAGAAGAGAAGGACAAUUUACAGCCCACAACUGAGUAGGGGCCACUCUGAUGGGAGCCCCUGCCCAGGGGAGAGAGGGCGCUGGGAAGAUGGCUGGUGAGGAGCGAAACAGAGAAGCCUCAAGAUUGCGAAAAUCCCACCCCCCUCACCCCCCAGCCACGCAGAAUCCUAUAUCACCGCCGAAAGCAUCCCUGGCGCCAAGUCCCACUGGACAGGCGGCCGGCUGAGGGGCCUGGGGGUUGGGCCCAGCUCUGGAGCAGAACACAACACAUUGGGCUUUAGCUGUGUUUCUCAUUUGUUGUUGGUGUGCGGGGUGGGGGCUGGGGUAGGGAGGGGAGAGCGAUACCUGGAUUUUGGUUUGUUCCCUAUUAGAAACCAACAGUUUUGUUCUUAAUUUCAUUUGGAGCUAAGAGGACUAAUUUGAUUUUCAAUCUCUUCUCCCUUAUCCUGAUUUUAAAAGCCCUUCUUCUUCCUUUUUUUUUUUUUUUUUUUUAGGCAUAUGUAGUAACCAUAGCAGAAAGAUUUAAUUUGGGCAACUUUGAUUCUUCAAAGAGAAAACAAAGCAUGUGAAUAAACUUUGAAGUGUUCACCUCAGUUUGGGACCAAACUGCUUGGAUCUUUGUAAAAAUUGGUUUUGUAUGUCGAGGAGGAGUUCAAGGCCUUUCUGACCACCUUGUGUUCCCCUUUUCUGCACAGCCAUGUAUCCGAUGGUGUGCUGCUAACCAUACCCCACACCCCCCCCCACACCCCAAUAUUUUCUGAUUUCUUCUGGGCUGGGCAUCCCAUUCUCCACCAGCAGCUCCAGUAUCCCAAACUUUGUAGUCCUGCUGAUCCUCUCAGCAACAGGGGUGGAAACUGGACGGCAGUUUCUGGUCUGUUUUCUAAGAAACUUCUGAAUUCUAUUAUCUUUACAAAUAUAAGAUGAGAAAAUAAUUUUUUCAAUAUUUUUUAUUAAUCUUUUUAUAAAAUGAAAAGAAACUCCUAUGAUCGAUUAAGGAAGGUGGUUAUGGCUGGGUGGUUUGUGGGGGUUUGUUUUUUCUUUUCCUUUUUUUUUUUUUUUUUUUAAACCUUAAGCUUUAAGUUGAAACAUUCUUGGAUGUUUGGGGGGAAAACAUCCUCUUAAAAUGGGUCCUUGUGCUUGCCUUCUGGGGAGGCGGUCCUGAGCAGGUGAAUCAUAUGGCAUUUAUGCAUAUGUUAUAUGCGGACUGCACCCACCUCUUCCCCCCACCCCCAACCUUUGCCUCUUGGGUUGUUGUGCUUCUUUCCCCUUACUUUGCUACAUUUCUAUAGUUAAGUUGGUUUUACUUGAAUGAUUCAUGUUUAGGGGGGAAAAAUGAAAACACCCUUCAAAUUUGUUUCAACUCCUCCUGCAAAUAAAUAAAUAAAUGAAGAAGGCAGAUGUAAA
Molecule: messenger RNA, 5157 nt
Organism: Prionailurus viverrinus (fishing cat)
Lineage: Eukaryota; Metazoa; Chordata; Mammalia; Carnivora; Felidae
Gene: THRAP3
Product: thyroid hormone receptor associated protein 3
Exons: 12
Coding region: 915-3791 (958 amino acids)
Biological process (GO): positive regulation of transcription by RNA polymerase II
Cellular component (GO): mediator complex
Molecular function (GO): transcription coregulator activity; DNA binding
Source: RefSeq, a predicted model, not a curated record